This is a messenger RNA of Centrocercus urophasianus (Greater sage-grouse), 2370 nucleotides long. It is a transcript of the gene NOXA1, whose product is annotated as NADPH oxidase activator 1. The record is from RefSeq and is a predicted model, not a curated record. Gene Ontology annotation, biological process: superoxide anion generation. The transcript has 15 exons. Gene Ontology annotation, molecular function: protein binding; superoxide-generating NADPH oxidase activator activity. The coding region runs from base 1 to 1527 and encodes 508 amino acids. Lineage: Eukaryota; Metazoa; Chordata; Aves; Galliformes; Phasianidae.
AUGGCGUACCGGGAGCUGCUGAAGCGCUGGCACCGAGCCGUGCUGGCAGCGGACGACGGGGAUUGGGACGCGGCCUUGGACGCGUUCUGCGGCAUCGAGGAGCCGCCGGCCAGGAUCUGCUUCAACGUGGGCUGCGUGCAUCUGCGAGCCGGGCGGCUGCGGGACGCCCUGCGGGCAUUUGAUAAAACAGUUACAAAGGACAACUCCCUCGCUGUCGGCUACUUUCAGAGAGGGUUUGUUUGCCUGCAGUUGGAAAUGUAUGAAGAAGCUCUCUCUGACUAUCAUCUGGCCUUCAGUCAUCUAAGAAAAAAUCCCUUCAUUGAUUACAAGCAGCUGGGGCUGAGGCACAUUCUCUACGCAUGGGAGGUGCUGUACAGCACUGCUGCCACGCAGUGCCGGCUGCAGCAGUGGCAGGAGGCCAGAGAGACCCUAGAGAAGGCCGUCGUGUGGAGACCUGAAGGAAAAUCAGCAACGCUGGCCCUGGCCCUUGAGCGAGUGCAGAACCAUCUAUUUUUAGAGCCUAUGCAGGUUCCCCUGGGGGAAUUUUUCAGACCACGAAAGAAGGAAGUUGAACAGCUGGAUUCAAAAGAUUUCCUGGGGAAACCCAAGGUGAUCUCAUCCAUCAUUCCCAAUGAUGAGUACAUUGGCUUUGAACCUCUCAGGCCACAGAAACAGGGCUUUUAUGAACCCAGUGCUGAUGCUGUGAGAGACCGUGAAUCAGGCUACUAUCGAGUUUUGUCCCAUUAUUACCCUGAGGGUGUGGAGAAGUUGGCAGUGAAAGCCAGCAGCCUGGUCUUUGUGCUGGCAAGAGGAGCAGAUGGCUGGGCUACAGCCAUACAUGAUGGGCAGAAGCUGCACAUACCGACCUCUAUCCUGGAGCCUGCCUCAAAGAUGGAUAAAUGGAAGAUCAAUGAUGGGAUUCCUCUCCCUCCUGCCCAGGUCCCUCCCAGCCGGCUCCACGUGAGGCAGACACCAGAAUCUCCUGGGGAAGAAAAUGUUUCUGCAAAUGAUUCCAGAUCCCAAGUGGAUUUUGAAGUCCCACUGACCCACAGAGACACUUCCUCCAGCUCGGACAGACCAGCUGUGCUGCGGGUGCUUUGCGAGUGCACGGUGGUGCUGAGGGCAGGCGAGGUGCCCUCCGUGCCGGCGCUGCGGGCGCUGCUCCGGCAGCGUUUUGGCCAGCAGGCAGAGCGUGGGAGGCUGAGCUACAGGCAUUUGGAUGGCAAAGAACUAGGUGCAGUUUCAGGAGAGGAAGAUCUAGGGAAGAUGUGGCAGCAGCUGACAGAUGGCAGGAUCACACUCUGCUGCCAGGACUUGGACUCCCACUCAGGCAGACCCAUCCUCUACCGGAUGCUGGCUCAGCACUCGUACCCUGCACAGGGACCAGGAGACCUGGAGUUCAACAAGGGGGAUGUGCUGGAUAUUCUCUCUGAAGUGAACAAGGACUGGCUUGAAGGGCGCUGCAACGGCAAGACUGGCAUCUUCCCUAAAUGCUUUGCAACCCAGACCAGUUGUGCCUUCCCAUAGGGAACAGGAGCCUUCUGCCUGACCACAUGAGGAGCCCGCUGCCAUCAGUCCCAUCUGCCAGGGGUAGGAGACACCAGAACCAGCUCAUCUGGACACAGCUGGCCCAGACAGGAGCUCUGCUCAACCUGAACAGAUGUCCUGCACUGACAGAUCCCGUGAGGUCUGUUCCAGCACUCACUUGGCAGCAGUUCCUGCAGCCUGUUCCCAGACCUGACACUUUUACCUCUGUGGUUCCACUGCCAAAGAUGUUCCUGUAUAGGGCAUAGAGAAAGGAGGGGACUGUGUUUGGCUACAGGAAAUGUCCACGUGCUGUGUGUCACACUGCAGGGUGGGAAAAGGUUCCUUUUGGGCAGGGGAGUUUACUCCCUCUCCAUGAUGGUUAGGACCAUUAUAUAUCAUCUUCACACAGUAAAUACUCUGUGGAUCUGAAAGAGCCAAAGAGCUCUGAUUCUUUCUCAGCCCAGAUGCCUUUGGUUGUUUUCUCAAGCCCCUAAGCAGUCCUGCCUGGAUUUUCCUGCUUCUUGCUGUGUGGACAGGGGUCCUGCAGCAAAGAGAGGCAGCUGUGGAGACACCCUUGCUCACACCAGCCUGGGGCUCUGGCAGAGGCUUGGAGGGUCUGUGCAGAAGGCAGGCUGGGCACUGCAGUGCUGACCUGGUGGCUGGAGCUGGAAGGACUGAGAGGACUGUCUGAUUCCUGCAGCUGAGCUGUGCUGGGCUCUGCUGAUGUAGAUAAAACACUCAAGUGCCUGGAGCUGGAGCCUGCUAUGGAUUUAGUGUCUGACAAAGCUGGAGUAUAUAACUUGAACGUGAAAUAAACACUGAGCAGAGUUGGCAGCUCUUAAA